Sturnus vulgaris (Common starling) is the source of this 2357-nucleotide messenger RNA. RefSeq names its product N-acetyltransferase 9 (gene NAT9). Gene Ontology annotation, molecular function: N-acetyltransferase activity. NCBI's taxonomy places the organism in Eukaryota, Metazoa, Chordata, Aves, Passeriformes, Sturnidae. The record is from RefSeq and is a predicted model, not a curated record.
GUGCGCAUGCGUGGAAGGGGAUAGGGCUGGCAGACCUCCGUACCGAUUCCCGAUUCUCGGUCCCGGAUCUUCCCCUCAGCCCCGAGUGACCCGUCGGGAUGUUGGAACAGGGAUUCGGGAUUGUUAAUGUGGGGUUAUUAGUGCGGCCUGGGAGAUCCGGACAGUGAGAGCCGCCCCUCGCUCCCGAAAGGCGCCAGGCCACGCUGCCCCAUCCCUUGACCUCGCCGCAGACACGGAGUGGGGUGUGGGGUCUUUCCCUCAGUGCAGAGGCCAUGAAGAUUAACCAGGACACGGUGCUGCGAGGGAAGAAGGUGACGCUGGUGCCCUACACUGCUGCACACGUGCCCCGGUACCACGAGUGGAUGCAGUCGGAGGAGCUGCAGAGACUGACAGCCUCGGAGCCCCUCAGCCUGGAGCAAGAGUACGAAAUGCAGCACAGCUGGCGGGAUGACGCUGACAAGUGCACCUUCAUUGUGCUGGACUCAGGGCGCUGGCCUGGGCAGGCAGAGGAGAACUCCAUGGUGGGGGAUGUGAAUCUCUUCCUUACCAACACUGAGGACCCGACUCUGGGCGAGAUUGAAAUCAUGAUUGCAGAGCCCAGCUGCCGUGGUAGAGGGUUUGGCAAGGAGGCAACUCUGCUGAUGAUGGCCUAUGGAGUGAAAAACCUGGGGAUCACCAAGUUUGAGGCUAAGAUUGGUCAGGAAAACGAAGCCAGUAUCUGCAUGUUCAAAAAGCUUCACUUUAAGGAGGUUGCUGUGAACAGCAUUUUCCAGGAGGUGACGCUGAGGCUGGAUGUCAGUGACCAGGAGAGACGGUGGCUCCUGGAGCAGACAAACCACGUGGAGGAGAAGAGCUACGCUGAGCUGAAGCAGCCAGCUGGGGCGCUGGACAGCUGACAGACACCUCCAGACACCAGCUGGGCUUCCAGGGAGAAGUUGGACCUUGUUUCAAGGUCUGGGUGUGGAGGACACCCGUGAGCCAACACUGGAACUUUUCAUCUGUCUCCUUCAGCUGCUUUGUCAUCUUGUCAACUUAGCACUUUGCUCUGCCAGCCAGGAUUACUGCUUGAAACUUGGACCUGGGGAUCAGAUGCUAACUCACAGGUUUGGCUAGGAAUGACUCUCAUUUUGAUAUGCUGUUCCAACAGAGCCUAAAAUCGCCAGCAGUUGAUUCCAGGACAAGCAGAAACUUCUCUCACCGUUCUUAAAUCAGGAUUCAUCAGUGAGGAGGUUUCAUAUACUGGCAGCUCAGUCUUUUUUACUCUUCAAUAAAAAAAAAAUCACAAAGAUCUGAGGAGCCUGAGCACUACAUGGGGUUCAACUGGUCUCUUUGGCAGCUCGAGGAAUGGUUUAGAAGUUGUAAAGGACAGCAGACACUCUUUAAAGCCAGUUUCCUGGGUCCUGGUAGGUUGCAGGGGGGCACUGCUGGCUCCUGGCAGGGAGAAGCCCAGAUGUGGGUGAGCACAAAGGGCAAGUUAAUAUGAUGGAAAUUGUUGAUACUGGCUAAUCAAGACUAGAGCUGAGCCCCAGCACGACGAGGGGCCUGAGAGCUGCAGGAGGCUUCUAAGACAAACUCCCUUCAGCUUCAGGGCUGUGCUUCAGAUCUCAAAGCCUAAGGCCAGCAGUGAUGUUGCACUUCAUUUUCCUUGGCUACUUUGAUGAAAGCAAGGAGAGCAUGCUGAAAGGGGAUAGCUCCCUUCUUCCACCAGCUCAGGACUUACUCUUCUGAGCCUGGAGGCUUCAUUUGCUGCUCUCCACUAAGAUAAAGAUGGGGGAAAUACCACUUACUGAGGGGCAGAUAUAUUUAGGGCAGGAGUUAUCCAGCAUCUGCUGCAGUAGAUCUGAGAUCCAUGGAUGAAAAAGAGGCACUUGCCUGACUCUCACUGUACAAACUUGCCUGUGUAGUUACUCAGCCUGACCUGUCCUGCCCUACACAGGCUGUCCACAGCAGGGAAGCUGCUAAGAGGAGAGGACAGAAGGUAAGAAGGAUAACUGUUGCUCCUGUGUGUUUUCUUACUGUAACAGCAGCUGCAAUGGCUAAUCCUAGACCACAAAUUAUCUGUUUCAGUGAUGGAGGAUCAGGUAAUAACUUUCAGAUUUGCCCUGGGAUGUUUUGGAGAUUGGCAGUCUGUGGAAUUUUUAGUGUUGCUGUGCCUGUAUUUUUAGGGCCUGGGGGCUUUAGCUUUCCAAUUUUAGCUAAUUUAAAUACAUGACUCCUGUGACUAAUAUUAAAGCCAAGGUUGGGAACAGUGUAUCUUGGCAUUUUAAACAAGUAUUUAGUGUAGAUUUAGUUGUAGUGAAAGCUUUGUGUGGUAAUAAAGUGAAGAGCAGCUCUACUUCCCGUUGGGAUUACCAUGA